Molecule: messenger RNA, 1109 nt
Organism: Spizellomyces punctatus DAOM BR117
Lineage: Eukaryota; Fungi; Chytridiomycota; Chytridiomycetes; Spizellomycetales; Spizellomycetaceae
Product: small GTP-binding protein domain
Exons: 6
Coding region: 12-569 (185 amino acids)
Molecular function (GO): GTP binding; GTPase activity
Source: RefSeq, a predicted model, not a curated record
CAUUCGCAGGCAUGACUUUUGGAAAAAUCAUUUUGAGAAACAAGUGCGUCGUACUAGGCUCACCCACAACGGGCAAGACCGCUCUGACACAACUCUUCCACAGCGAUGGAACCCAGUACGCUAAAACAUACGCCAUGACUCUCCACUGCGACACAAGCCUCAAACCUAUCACCAUCCCCGAUACACAAUUUACCGUCGAUCUUUACAUUCACGAUAUAGGAUGCUCAGAUCUGUUUGCACAAGAUUGGGUCAAAUACACCGAAGGUGCCACGUCAUAUAUGAUCGUAUAUGAUGUGACAAACGCAGACAGUUUCAAGGAUGUGGGGAAGUGGAUGGAAAUAGUAUCAAGAGGAGCGCAAGGUGUGCUCGUUGCAAAUAAAACGGAUCAAACUUCUCGUCGGGUCGUAAGCACGGCGCAAGGGGAGGAGUUGGCCUCGAGGUUUGGGCUGGGGUACUUUGAGUGUUCUGCAGCAACAAAUACAGACGUGGAGGCCCCAUUCUAUUAUCUGGCGAGCACCUUCCAUCAAGCCUUCAUGGACGCAUGUCAAAUCUUCGAAAGAGGCGUAUAAACGCAGCAAUUAGUAAUAAUAUAAAAAAUCCAAAAAACCAUCACACACUUUCUUCCCCUUUGAUACCCUCCCUAACCCGUUCCCAUCGUCCCUUCCAUCUCUUUAUAACCUCAUCCACGCCCACUACCAAAGACCCAACACCCAACACUACAAUCCAGUCACCAAACGUCAAAUCUACUGUCUGAAAUAUCGCUUGAAGUACACUCCAGUGCACGACCGCGAGUUGAAAGAGGAUGCAGGCGAGGGCAGCGAAAUUAAACAUGCGGUUGGUGAAGAGUCCAAGAGAGAAGAGGAUGGAACGGGUCUGGGAACGGCAGGUGACGGCGUUGAAGAGAGAAAAGAAGACAAAGACAGUAAAUGUCUAGUAUGAUGAAGAUUAGCACUCGUGUCCCCCAACCACAAGCAUCAAUCGAAAAAAUACCAUUGUGGACCCUCUCCGCCCAGCCUCAUCCUCAUCCACAAACCCUCUCCCCAACUCCAAAGAAUAAAUCCCUAUGGUACCAACAACCACCACAAAGGCGGACAUAAGUACCCGGCUCA